GGGUGGAGGCAUGUCUGGCGAGGCAGACAACACCAGACACUGCAAAUCAGCCCAACAUAUCAACAGAUACUCUAAUUUCCGAUGACGGCAGUUGCCUAGCAACAACGGCAGGCACGGAAUCGUUCAGCAAGGAGUUGAAAUCUCAUUCAAACCAGUUAACCUUUGACCUGUAUAACGUCACCAUCGAUUGCUCCUAUCUGAUCCAGGCAAAUGAACCUUAUACCAGGGUCAUGGUCGACUUCAGAUGGUUUGAUGUCAGUAGAAGGUAUGACUCUCCAAAUGACGACUGCGACCAUGCCAGUGUGGAGUUUUUCGAUGGCCACAGCACAUCUUCCAGCCAGCUAGGUAACACACUCUGUGGUACAGACAGACCUAGCUUGAUCCUUUCAUCGGGGAGCAGCCUAACGAUGAGGCUCCAAGCAUCGGGAGACUUCAGCGUCAUGGACUUCAGGGCCAUCUACACUGUCUUUUCAGACGACACUUCGUGUUCAUCAUUCACGUGUACGACGACGAGUCGGUGUAUCGACUCGACGGUGACUUGUGAUAACCAGGGUUAUGGUAAUUGUGGUGAGGAGGACUUCAGCGACCAGGAGGAUGCCGACUGCCCGGUGGUCUACACUACCCCCGACCUUCGCCCUCUUCUCUACGCGGCGCUCGUCCUGCUUCUCCCCUUCCUCUUCCUUCUCUACUUCUGUUGUUGGAGACCCGGAUACAUGGUGUGGGCUUGCGGUUGCUGGCGACGCCAAAGCUGCCGCGACUGUGGGUGUUGCUGUCCCGUUCAAAGUCGAGGGCUAUGCCGUCGAAUCUGUACCUGUGAUCGUCGAGCGACGAAGUCGAACUCGGUCGGGAAUCUCAGAGAAGAUGGAAGAAUGCGCAGAGAGAAAGCGCUGUAG
This is a messenger RNA of Strongylocentrotus purpuratus (purple sea urchin), 893 nucleotides long. Its product is annotated as low-density lipoprotein receptor class A domain-containing protein 2-like. The transcript has 5 exons. The record is from RefSeq and is a predicted model, not a curated record. The coding region runs from base 231 to 893 and encodes 220 amino acids. NCBI's taxonomy places the organism in Eukaryota, Metazoa, Echinodermata, Echinoidea, Camarodonta, Strongylocentrotidae.